Molecule: messenger RNA, 393 nt
Organism: Orbicella faveolata
Lineage: Eukaryota; Metazoa; Cnidaria; Anthozoa; Scleractinia; Merulinidae
Product: DELTA-actitoxin-Ate1a-like
Source: RefSeq, a predicted model, not a curated record
AUGGCCUUUAUUUACAUGCAAAGACACAUUGAAAUCCAAUCUGGCUCAACGUUCUUGCUUAGGAAAGCGGUAGUAUGGGGAGCUCGCAAGACUGGUGGAUUCAAGGGAUCCGUUGGAGUCCUGACCUACUACGUUCCAAACAUCCACAGAACGCUUGCUGUGAUGUGGUCUGUUCCUUAUGAUUAUUUCUGGUACGAAAAUUGGUGGAACGUGGAGCUUUACAGAGGAGAUGUAAAGGCCAGCCAUAGUAUGUGGAGCGAUCUGUACUAUGACGCAAACCCCUUCAAGGCAAAUGGUUGGCAUGAAAGAGACCUCGGUACUAGUUGUAAAUUUCGCGGCUCUAUGACCAGCCAUGGUCAAGCUACUUUGGAGAUUCAUGUUUCUACAAAAUGA